This is a messenger RNA of Paramecium tetraurelia, 1125 nucleotides long. RefSeq lists its product as uncharacterized. Gene Ontology annotation, molecular function: protein kinase activity; ATP binding. Gene Ontology annotation, biological process: protein phosphorylation. The transcript has 2 exons. The record is from RefSeq and is a predicted model, not a curated record. NCBI's taxonomy places the organism in Eukaryota, Ciliophora, Oligohymenophorea, Peniculida, Parameciidae.
AUGGGCUCAUAUAUUUCAAGGCUUUGUAAAUGUUUUGGAGAAAAAGGAUCCAAAGUUUAUUAAUAACAAAACUCAGGAACUGUUUCAUAACACAGAUCUAAAAUAUUAAUAUAGAAUAACUCUGAUGGUUAUGAUUCAGAGACUGAGUAACAUGUUCAUCAUGUUGAGUCACUUGUAAAAAUUUAAUGGAAGAAAGGAGAAUUGAUUGGACAAGGGUCUUUUGGACGAGUUUAUAAAUGUAUGGAUAUCAAGACUGGAAGAAUAUUAGCUGUAAAACAAAUUGAAUUGGGCUAUGUCGAGAAAGAAAGCUUAGAGUCGUUUCAUCAGGAGAUCAAAAUACUUUAACAAUUGAAGCACAAAAACAUAGUGGAAUACUAUGGGUGUGACGAGGAUAAUAAUCAUUUGAGCAUCUUAUUAGAAUUUGUAGGAGGUGGCUCUAUUGCAUAAAUGAUGAAGAAAUUCAAAUCCAAUCUUAAAGAACCAGUUAUUUAGAAGUAUGUAACAGAUAUACUCCAUGGUCUCGUUUAUCUACAUAAAAAGGGAAUCAUCCAUAGAGACAUUAAAGGCGCAAAUAUCAUUGUUGAUACCAAAGGAGUCUGCAAACUAGCAGAUUUUGGAUGCAGUAUCAUAGGCUUGAAUGCCUAUUCAUUGAAGGGGACUCCCAACUGGAUGGCUCCAGAAGUAAUAAAUGGCUAAGAAACAGGAAGAUAUUCAGAUAUUUGGAGUCUGGGAUGUACCAUCAUAGAAAUGCUAACUGGUUAGCCUCCUUGGGGAAGAUUUCAAUCUCCAAUGCAGGCCUUGCUAACCAUAUCCUCCAAAUAAAGCUCACCACCAAUUCCAACUAACAUAUCAUCAAAUUUACAGGACUUCUUAGAUAAGUGCCUUCAAUUUGACCAUAAAAAAAGAUGGAAAGCUAAAUAAUUAUUAUAACAUCCCUUUAUAGUUCCUAUGCCAAAAAAAGCAUCUAAGACCGAAUACUUUCUACCUCAAUGGAAACCGACAGAGGAAUAGUAAAAUUUCGAUCUUCAUGUGGCUCCCUAAUUAGAAGAUAUUAAAAAGUUCGAUAAAGAAUCUUAGCCCAUGAUUCUUUCUAGAGCUAGCUAUGAAAAACGGCCUUCAUAUUGA